Messenger RNA from Plasmodium fragile, 2442 nucleotides. RefSeq lists its product as uncharacterized. Bases 1 to 2442 code for a protein of 813 amino acids. The record is from RefSeq and is a predicted model, not a curated record. The transcript has 4 exons. NCBI's taxonomy places the organism in Eukaryota, Apicomplexa, Aconoidasida, Haemosporida, Plasmodiidae.
AUGAAAGAUAUAGUAGAACAGUUUCUUACCUAUAUGGAGCAGAAUCAUGACAUAUGGGCGCAAUCGUGUAAUAAUGCAGGAUGGUUAGAGGCACGAUAUGUAAAUUGGAAUAAUGAUGACGACAAAGUUGUAUGCAAAAUGAUGGUGCCCGCAUUAUAUUUCAUGAAUGGCUGGGGGACGAGUGCAGAACGGGGAUACGAUGCUUCGGCAGUAGGAGACCAAUUACACACAUAUAUACGGUGCAUAAUUGCGCAUGUAUUUAUGUUUCAGUUAAUGAAAGCAAACUGCGGGAGAGAUCGAGGUAUAAGACAGGCAUUGUACAUAUUAGAACAGUUUAUGAGCAGUUUUACAAAUGGUGUUAAUGUUAAGACGUGCACCUGGGUGGUUAGUAAUGACCUCAAGGUAGGAGGAAAAGUAAUAGGCGCAGAACUCGAUGCAUGGAUAAUGGGGAAUGACCACAUGAAGGCCCGGAUGAACAAGUUACAGAAAUCUGCAAGAUGCAAAAGCAGGGGGACACAGACAUCUGACCACUGGAAGCGACGUAUGGAAUUAUUGAAGGCAGGACAAGUGCGCACCGCAAUGGCGACAGGAAUGACGCGUAUAUUACAGAAAGUAGGGAAGCAAGUAGAGGACAUAUGGGGGCACGUUCCUUCCGACGACGACGAUCGGGAAAACGACGAUGAAGACGACGACGAUGACGAAGAUGAUGAUGACAAUGCAGAUGAGGACGAGAAUGAAAAGGAGAAGGAGAGCAAGGACGAGGACACGCCGGGUGGUCCCCCCGCCCCUGCCGCGGCGAAGCCGGCGGCGACGAAGCCGACCACCACUACACCGGUACAAGCAGCAGGAGGAGACCAGAAAGGGGCGAAGCCCUCGGCACCGUCACCGUCACCAUCACGCGGGAGCACAGGACCAGGCAGUACAGGGGAAACUCCGUCACAACCAGGACAGAACACAGAGGUAGGCAGGGCAGAUAAAACAGCGGAAGAGGACGGGGCAACUGCAGGAUCAGCACGGGGAGGACAACUAUCAUCAACAUCACAAGAUCCGGCGACCUCGGCACCAGGAUCAGAAGGGGCGGACACUGACAAUACAGGUAAGUGUACACGUAGCACCGCAGUUCAUGUGGCGCAGAAUGCAGGCAAGGGCAUCCCAGGUGCUACAUCGACUACCACUAUCUCCAUUGCAUCGGGUGCCGGAGCUGAGGAUGAAUGUGGGAAGAAGUCCCAGGACUCGAGCGAAGGUAAAGCUCAUGAUACGGAAUCUAAGGCUCCACACCACGAGGGUACAGAGCCCGCACCAGAACAAGGAGUAGGGAAGACGCCAGAUGUGAACGCUAAGCUUCCCGCAGGUGGAAAAGAUAUUGGUUUAGAUCCAGCUGCAGUUUCCGCGGGGAAUAUGGCGCCUGGAUCCGGUUCCUUCGGUGGAGCCGGGAAAGUCGAUACCGUGGCCCGUGCUUUAGAUCAAUGGGAGCAAGCAUACACGCAAUGGCGGAAACGGAUACAAGAAAAAAUAAGCCAGGACCGUAGCUACAAGGAAGACCUUAAGAUAGACCUACCGGACCUGACAAAACUGAAUAGUGCAGCAGGAGGAUAUGCACCAGCGACUCCAACAGAAAAAACAUCGGGAAAUGCGGAUACGAACCCGGGUGCUGGUCCCGACGGACCUGACCUAACGGCCGACGUCCUUACCGCCACUACUCCCGUCCUCGCCUUCGUCACUUUGGUCACCGUCGCCCUUCUUGGUUAUUCCCUUUGGACCUAUUUUGCGCACCUCGCCAAACGACGACGAAAAUAUCGAACCGUUCGUGACGUGCCGUCACCGCCACUCGACGAAGAAAUUCUAGACCAUCUACAAUACGGCGACGCACCGCCACCAGAUUACGGGUACACAAUGGUUAGGGAUAGGCCACCUGCAUCUGCUGCCGGCCGCCGCGGACAACGCCCCCCACGCGUUUAUACGCGCACGAUUAUCGAGCUACAUCUAGAAGUGCUCCACGAAUGUGCAGCGGCCGAGUGGGAAAAUGUCAAAGACGACUAUUUGCAGAUACUUGUGCAAGAGUUUAUGGGGGACGACAACGGACGUUGUGGUUCCCCGGUUUCUUCUUCUAACCAGGAAGCGACAACCGGCCAUGCGACAACCGCCGAUUCGACAACCUGGGACACACUAACCCACGAUUCACCCAGUGACUCGGAAGGACCAGAUUCAUGUCCUCCUAACGAAGAUGACCCCGAUCCAUGGAGUUGUAUGCAAAACAUACAGUUAGAACAAGAAGAAACUCCUUCGCCCCUUCCAUACUCUUCCCCUUGGAAUGAAAACCGAACCCCCAACUACAAUUACUGGAUACCAUGGAUUGACCGCAACAAACAUAUUCUGCGGGCGUGCAUGACGCAGCCGUGGUUUAAUGCCAUUAAAAGCGGAAUGGAAACAAUACCUGCGUGA